UGUUCCCAUUGGCCGCAGCGGAGAGAGAGGAGGAGGAGACGGACGGACGGCCAGGAAUUCCUCGGCUCUCCUCAAAUUUCUUCGAACCGCGGAUCUCCAGCUCGACUCUAUCCGGAUAAAAUACUCCGACCAGCACCGCUUUUUCUUCCUGCGCGUGUUGUUUGACCGAAACGAUGUGGAGAAGCGUCGCUGUACUCCUUCUGCUGGCCGUGGCUCUCUGUAAAGCAGAGGAGCUGCAGAGCAAGGGCAAAGUUUGUGCCAAUGUGUUCUGCGGGGCCGGCAGAGAGUGCGCAGUCAACGAAAAGGGGGAACCCAGCUGCCUCUGCAUUGAGAGCUGCAAGCCCCAUAAGAGGUCAGUGUGUGGCAGCAAUGGUAAGACCUACAGGAAUCACUGCGAGCUCCACAGAGAUGCUUGUCUGAGCGGCCUGAAGAUCCAAGUGGCUCAUGAUGGACAUUGUCGGGAAAAGAAAACAGACCAAGCAGCUGCCAGCCCAGUGGUGUGCUACGCUGCUGACCGCAAUGAGCUGAGGGGUCGUGUUAUCCAGUGGCUGCAGACUGAAGUCGUCCCUGACGGCUGGUUUGCCAAGGGAUCCAACUUCUCUGAAAUCCUCCUCAAAUACUUCAAGUCAUACGACAAUGGCGAUUCUCAGCUCGACUCCUCUGAGCUGCUCAAAUUCAUCCAGCACAACGAGUCGGUUGGAGAGCUGCAGUCCUACGCGGACCAGGAGAGCAACAAGCUGCUCAGGAGCCUUUGCAUCGACGCCCUCAUUGAGCUCUCGGAUGAGAACGCUGACUGGAAGCUGAACUUUGAUGAGUUCCUCAACUGUCUGAAGCCUGGUUUCAGCCCACCAGAGAAGAAAUGCGCCCUGGAGGACGAGACAUACGAGGACGGGGCAGAGACCCAGGUUGAAUGCAACCGCUGCGUCUGCGCGUGCGGCAACUGGGUCUGCACUGCGAUGACCUGUGGUGACAAACAGGCGGCAGUGGGUGAGUCAGCAGAUGCUGAAGCAGAAAUGACAGAGGAGGAGUGGAACCUCCGCGUGGCUGAGCUCAACAAACACCAGGAAACGGUUGAGAAGAUGAAGGCCAGCACAAAAGAGGUCUGAGUGAGGACACUUAAAAAAAGAAGAGGAUGCGUGCCAUCACCCUUCUUUAAUACUUGACUUCCCUGGCAAACAAGUUUUAUCCUAGUUUUAUGUUUCCCUUAUAUGUUAAUUAUUCAUUAUUUUUGCAGUGUUUAAAUGUUUGCUGUAUCUGUUUGUUUCAAGGGCAUUCUGAAUGGAAGCAGAUCGCCUUUUGCUCAGUGCUGUUACGUUCGAUUGUAUUACUGCGCCCCUAAACUAGGGCUUUUUUUUUUAUUACUAUCUUUAUAUACUUUUUACAUUUACUACAAAAGAAAGAAGUUGCAGCUGUUUUGGGAUUUAUAUGUUUGUGCUAUUGAAGGUGGUAAAGGUAGAAACUUAAACUUGUUGAAAUGAGAGUAUCUGGUUUGAGAGUUUUUAAGAAGGUAAAGCUACUUGCUAUUUUAUUGCCGUAGAACUGCCACUGUGGCCACCGCUACAACCACUGUACUUCUUUCUUUCCUCCAAUCUUCCCUUAGUUUACUAAAAAGCAGAAAUACUGUAUGUGUAACUUUAUGCUUUCAUUAUAGUUUUUCAGCAAAAAAAAAAAAUUGUUUCUGUGUACAAUGUGUUAUUGGCUUGUGUGGGUUGAAAUCCACCCUUUAUUACCAUGUGAUGCUUGGACAAGUUUGUUUUUUUUGUUGUUGUUGCUUGAACUUUUCCCUAACUGUCUGUCUUUUUUUGCGACGAGCUGCACCUCAAGGAGACCUGAUCUGAGUGUUACAUGGUGAGAACUGAAACCAAAGCCGUGAAGAAGUGUUUUGAUGAACGAUGUACAAAGUUAUCCAGGUAAAACGUUACUCUGGACCCAGCAACAACACUAUACCUGUGCUUUCAAAAUCACUAACAGAAGGACUAGCCUCAGCUGAAGUAGCAUAGACGUACUAGUUAUCUGGGUGCAAAUAAAAUGUAUGCGUGUGUGAGUGUGUGUGUGUUGUGACCUUGGAGUAGUUGGUCUUAUUUUAUGUGUUCAUUUGUAUCUAAAUUGAGGUGUCGACCAAUACACGAGUGCCUUAGACCUGCAAACAGUAUCAGCCUCUAAAAAGAAUGAGAGUGGGCGAUGCUUAAGUUCAGCAGUAAACCACUGCUUUGUAACUCUGUCUGAUAAAUGAUUGUGUGAAUGUUGCAUUAUUAGGUGUGAGCUACAUCUUUCUAUUCCACAAAAAGUGCAGACUGUAAGGAAUGUAUGCCAAUAAAGCCCUUACACCACAA
Messenger RNA from Xiphophorus maculatus (southern platyfish), 2333 nucleotides. It is a transcript of the gene fstl1, whose product is annotated as follistatin like 1. Gene Ontology annotation, molecular function: protein binding; calcium ion binding. NCBI's taxonomy places the organism in Eukaryota, Metazoa, Chordata, Actinopteri, Cyprinodontiformes, Poeciliidae. The record is from RefSeq and is a predicted model, not a curated record. Gene Ontology annotation, biological process: cell differentiation; multicellular organism development; regulation of BMP signaling pathway. The transcript has 11 exons. Bases 174 to 1106 code for a protein of 310 amino acids.